This is a messenger RNA of Aspergillus luchuensis, 384 nucleotides long. RefSeq lists its product as uncharacterized. The record is from RefSeq and is a predicted model, not a curated record. The transcript has a single exon. Bases 1 to 384 code for a protein of 127 amino acids. Lineage: Eukaryota; Fungi; Ascomycota; Eurotiomycetes; Eurotiales; Aspergillaceae.
AUGAGCAUCGGCAAAAUCAUCGGCAAAAUCAUCAUUAUCCCCAUCAUUAUCAUCAUUGCCAUCUGCGUCGGCAUCUACCUCCUCAUCAAGCACCGUCGCGAGCGCAAGCGCGAACGCCGCGAAGAUAAUCUCCGCGCCCAGUACUACCGGCAACAGUACCAGCAGCAGUACAUGUAUCCACAUAUGCAAAUGCAAUCACAACAACAGCAGCAGCAGCAGCCGGGCACGCCGGCCCCGCCAUACUAUAAUCAGGCUUAUGCUGCGGGACAGCAGCCUGUGGCGAUGAAUGAAGGGGAGUAUGGAUAUUCUGAGACGAUGAUGAAGAAGCCAGAGCCGGUGGUAUAUCCGGUGCAGCAGCAGCAUCCAGGAUCGGAGGUGGUUUAG